Molecule: messenger RNA, 1617 nt
Organism: Humulus lupulus (European hop)
Lineage: Eukaryota; Viridiplantae; Streptophyta; Magnoliopsida; Rosales; Cannabaceae
Product: glutamate receptor 2.9-like
Exons: 5
Coding region: 1-1617 (538 amino acids)
Cellular component (GO): plasma membrane
Molecular function (GO): glutamate-gated receptor activity
Source: RefSeq, a predicted model, not a curated record
AUGAGCAUCAACAGAAGUGGUGAAAGAAAGGUUGGGUUUUGGACGCUUGAGAAUGGACUCGAGAGAAUGUUGGGUUCAGGAGAUAAGACCAAAUACUCUGCUUUGAAUACCAGUUUGGCGCCUAUAAUAUGGCCUGGUGACUCUACCUCAGCUCCUAAGGGGUGGCAGAUCCCGACGAAUAGGAAGAAGUUGCGAAUUGGGGUCCCGGUUAAACAUGGAUUUAGGGAGUUUAUGGAUGUGACAUUUCCUUUCUCAAAUGAUUCUGUUACAGGUUACAGUAUCGAUGUUUUCAAGGCCGUUUUGGAAGCACUGCCUUACUCUGUUUCGUACGAGUAUGUUCCCUUUGCUAAUGCCAAUGGCAGUAGGGCUGGCACAUACAACGACUUUGUCUACCAAGUGUUUGAUGGGAAACUGGAUGCUGCAGUUGGGGACAUAACCAUUAGAGCAAAUAGGUCCUUGUACAUGGACUUUACAUUGCCAUAUACUGAGUCUGGUGUGUACAUGAUAGUACCAAUCAAGGAUGAUAGAAGUGGCAAUGCUUGGGCAUUCUUGAAGCCUUUGACUUGGGAUCUUUGGGUAACAAGUUGUUGUUUUUUCAUUUUUGUUGGGUUUGUAGUAUGGGUUCUUGAACACCGAAUAAAUGAGGACUUUCGUGGCCCUCCAUAUCAUCAAAUUGGAACAAGCUUUUGGUACUCUUUUUCAACCAUGGUUUUUGCACAUAAGGAAAGAGUUGUGAGUAACUUGGCAAGGUUUGUAGUGAUUAUAUGGUGCUUUGUAGUACUCAUACUCACCCAAAGUUACACAGCUAGUUUGACCUCGCUUUUAACAGUCCAACAGCUCCAACCAACCAUUACUGAUGUGAACCAGCUCCUCAAGAACAAGGAGAAAGUUGGCUUUCAACGGGGUUCUUUUAUAGAAGGAAUAUUGAAACAAAUGGGGUUUGAAGAUCACCAAUUUGUGAUCUAUGACACUCCAGAAGACUUAUACCAACUCUUUGCAAAUGGGAGUAAAAACAAUGGGAUUGCUGCUGCUUUUGAUGAAACACCUUACAUGAAACUUUUUAUGGAAAAAUAUUGCUCCAAGUUUACCAUGGUUGAACCAACAUUCAAAGCUGACGGCUUUGCUUUUGCUUUUCUGAAAGGCUCGCCUCUUGUUCAAGAUAUUUCGAGGGCAAUAUUGGAAGUGACUGAAGGAAAGAAAAUGAAGGCUAUAGAAGAAUUGUGGUGUGGCUUCAUCGUUGGCGCUUGUCAUAUGUCUGUCAUGUUCCUCUACGAGCAAAGGAAUCUCUUGAUGAACUCCGAUGCAGAACCAUCAGUUUGGAGGAGAAUUGCGGUCAUUUUUAGAACAUUUGACGAAAAGGACCUCAGCUCGCACACUUUUAGAAAGAAUGAAGUCGGAGAAAGAAGCGUCAUUGACUUGUCAUCGCCGAACACCAACUGCCCGCCAAGUCCUUCAGGGUUCUCAGUCCAUACAAAUUCAAGCUUUGUGUUUAGGGAGCCAGGAUCGUCUUCUCCAGACCCAAAUGGUACACAAACAACUUAUCAAGAGACUGUUGUAGUCUCAGCUGUAGAGGUUACUUGCCCAGAUCAAGACUUGAGGGAGAAUCACAACUCUUAG